Durio zibethinus is the source of this 2524-nucleotide messenger RNA. RefSeq lists its product as uncharacterized. The record is from RefSeq and is a predicted model, not a curated record. Gene Ontology annotation, cellular component: Golgi apparatus. NCBI's taxonomy places the organism in Eukaryota, Viridiplantae, Streptophyta, Magnoliopsida, Malvales, Malvaceae.
CUCUUUUGACAAAGGCAAAGAGGAACAUAAAAAAUUGAUAGAAAAUCUUACCAAGUACCAGCUCACAUUCACGAGAGAGAAAGAGAAAGGAAUUUUGGGUUUUCAAUUUCUCCAGUCUUUCUCUUUGCUUUAGCUUCAUCUUGAGAAAGGUAAGUCAAAUUCUGAAAUUACUUGCCACAUUUUUUAGUUUCAAGAUCUAUGAACCUCGAUCUGUAAAACCUUAAUCCUUGCAUUUAGUAAUCUGGGUACUUUUUUCUUGGGUCUUAAUAAGUAGAUUUAGUUCAUUGUAAGGGCUUUUAGUUCAUAAAAAAAUGUUGGGUCGUUCUGGGUUAUCUAGAACUGGAAGCUUUAGGCCAGAGAAUCUAGGACAAAAUGCUUUACACAUGAUUGGCAAUCUUUGUUUCACUAUAUUUGUAAUAGGUGUCCUAGUUUUCACUAUUAUUGCUGCUACUUAUGAGCCGGAGGACCCUCUGUUCCACCCUUCUACAAAGAUCACGACUUUCCUCACUUCCACAUCAAAUGCUACAUUUCAAUCGGACAACACUGUUGUUAGAACUGGAGAGGAUUUUAUGGCUGCCAACCAAACUGCGUUUGCCACUUUUAUCAAUGUGACAGAUGUAGCAGAAAUCAAGGAGGUGAGUACGGAUGAAACUAGUUCAUCUGGAUGUGAGGGUGAUUUGAAAAGACCACUUGAUUGUAAGGACCCAGAAGUGUUCCAUUUGAUGAUGAAAGUGGCAAUUGAGCGUUUCAAGGAUAUUCAUUUUUAUAGGUUUGGGAAGCCAGCUCCUGGCCCUGAGGAGAAUACUUGUGAUAUGGCUUGGCGGUUUAGGCCUAAGGAAGGGAAGACAGCUGCAUUUUAUAAGGAUUAUAGGCGGUUUGCGAUUAAUAGAUCAGAGAAUUGUACGCUUAGCGUAGUGAGCAUCGGGGAUUAUCAUUCAGGUGUGAAUGCAAGGAAAAAGAAAAAUAAGAAUCAAAAGCCUGGAUUUGAGAAGACAUCUGGUAGGCGGGAGCAAGGUGGUGUGUCUUUGCCUGUUGUUGGGGAAACAGUAAAUGAUUCACUUCCUGUGGUUGAGUCUGAAAAUGCAUUUAGACAUGGGAAAUACUUGAUUUAUGUCGGUGGCGGAGAUAGGUGUAAGAGCAUGAACCAUUAUUUGUGGAGUUUCUUGUGUGCUUUGGGUGAAGCGCAGUAUUUGAAUCGAACUCUGGUUAUGGAUUUGACACUUUGCUUGUCUUCAAUUUACACUUCGUCAAAUCAGGAUGAGGAAGGGAAGGACUUUAGGUUUUACUUUGAUUUUGAGCAUCUGAAGGAGGCAGCAUCAGUGUUGGAUCAGCAGCAGUUUUGGCAAGAUUGGGAUAAAUGGCAUAGGAAAGAUGGGUUGAGUCUUUAUCUUGUUGAGGAUUUUAAGGUGACGCCAAUGAAGCUUUCCGAGGUGAAGGAUUCUUUGAUUAUGAGAAAGUUUGGAUCUGUGGAGCCAGAUAAUUACUGGUACAGGGUUUGCGAAGGAGAGACAGAAUCUGUUGUUCAAAGGCCAUGGCAUCUGGUAUGGAAAUCAAGAAGGUUGAUGGAUAUAGUUUCAGCAAUUGCGUCAAGGUUGAACUGGGAUUAUGACUCUGUUCACAUUGUGAGAGGGGAGAAGGCGAGGAACAGGGACCUGUGGCCUAAUCUUGCGCGAGAUACCUCACCUGAUGCCCUUAUCUCAACCUUGCAGGAUAAGAUUGAAGAUGGGAGGAAUUUGUAUAUUGCUACAAAUGAACCUGAUACAGCUUUCUUUGAACCCUUGAAAGACAAAUAUCCCACUCAUUUUCUUAAUGAAUAUAAGGAUCUUUGGGAUGAGAACAGCGAGUGGUAUUCAGAGACAAAAAAGCUUAACAAUGGAAUACCAGUUGAAUUUGACGGUUACAUGAGGGUCUCUGUUGAUACAGAAGUUUUCUUGAGAGGGAAGAAGCAGAUUGAGACUUUCAAUGAUCUGACUAAUGAUUGCAAAGACGGUGUUAACACCUGCAAUGCUGCAGCCAGUUAAUCCCCUAUAUAUGAGCUGUGAGACUUUGUGGUUACGAAUAUCCACAUGCAUUUUUAGCUAUUGUCUUUGUUACCUUUAAUAAACUGUAUGCCCUUAUCUGUUAGUUUUGUCAUUGAGUGGCAUUUCUUGAUUUUUGUACUUAUAGAAUAUUAUUAUCAAUGUUUCAUGACUUGGCUUCAUUCUGAGGUUCUAGACAAAGUUGUUUUGAUCUACGGUGCCAUGAUAUAGUCUUGUGAUGUUUGCUUUUAGGAUUACCUUUUCAAAUUGAUCUUGGCUUUUUCAAGAAUGAUCUGUGGAUAUUAUGCUUUUGUCCAUUUAGCUUAGUAUGGUUAGUUUGUCAUAUUAGAAUCAAGAAAGAUCUAGAAAAACAAGAAAAGACAGAUUGAAAGGAAAAUAGCAAUUCAACUUUGCCAACUGCUAUAAAGGAAUGCUGAAAUAUGCAUUUCCUGAAUCUUAAGUUAAUCAAUGAUCAUAUCUCGUGAUUUUUCCUAUUAAAAGAAUAA